This is a messenger RNA of Strongylus vulgaris, 222 nucleotides long. NCBI's taxonomy places the organism in Eukaryota, Metazoa, Nematoda, Chromadorea, Rhabditida, Strongylidae. The record is from the annotation of a GenBank genome assembly.
AUGGCACCUGAGUCCGACAGAACUCGUCUGCACCGUUUGGCUGAAAAAGAUGAUGACGUCAUAAAAAUGUUGCACGAGUUGAUUGAAACUGUUAAGCAGGCGGCCGCUAAUUUCAAAACUUGUGCUAUGCUCGCUGGUUCUUCGAUGAAACGUGCAGAACAUCAUGAACGUGAUUUAGAUCACAUUAUACUGGAGUUGGAAAGCAUUUCCCUGAACAAUUAA